Ochotona curzoniae (black-lipped pika) is the source of this 4186-nucleotide messenger RNA. It is a transcript of the gene PSD, whose product is annotated as pleckstrin and Sec7 domain containing. Bases 534 to 3620 code for a protein of 1028 amino acids. Gene Ontology annotation, biological process: regulation of ARF protein signal transduction. The transcript has 17 exons. The record is from RefSeq and is a predicted model, not a curated record. Gene Ontology annotation, molecular function: protein binding; guanyl-nucleotide exchange factor activity; phospholipid binding. Lineage: Eukaryota; Metazoa; Chordata; Mammalia; Lagomorpha; Ochotonidae.
AUGUAACAGGUCAUGUGGCAGCCUCCGAGGGACACGCGUGGGGUCUGGAGCAGGACACGCGUGUGCAGCUGGCUCCGACGUGGGUUCAGGGGGCGGUGGGCGACGGGGACGUGGACUCAGCCGGAUGGGGCUCCUGAGGAUCUGAGGAACCACAGCCAGGGUUCCAAUCGGCUUCCACCUCACCUGGGACAGUCUUGGGUUGGCGGGAGAGCCCCAGCGGGCAUCUAGCGAGGACCAGGGGGCUGACAGCCUCGGGGACUCAGGACUCUGGGAGAGGGCGGGGUGAGGGUGGGGAUUAGCGUUGCUUGAGUGGCGUGCUUGGGGGAGGAGGAGGGACUGCGAGGCGAGGCGGGCGGGCCUGGAGCAAGCGGGAGCCGCGCUGCCUUCACAGCUGAGCUGCGCCCAGCCUCUCCCCUGCCUCUCCUCGGUCCCAGCUCCUGACGAGCACCGGCCUGCCUGAAGAGCAUGCAGCCCCCUCACUCCCCGCCUGGCCUCACCAUCCCUGCCCCCCCAGCCUGACCCCCAGCCCCAGCAUGGCCCAGGGUGCCAUGCGCUUCUGCUCGGAAGGCGACUGUGCCAUUUCCCCACCACGAUGUCCUCGCCGUUGGCUCCCCGAAGGCCCCGUGCCCCAGAGCCCCCCAGCCAGCAUGUACGGCAGCACAGGCUCCCUGCUUCGGCGAGUAGCAGGUCCAGGGCCCCGAGGCCGGGACCUGGGCCGUGUGACAGCACCCUGCACUCCUCUGCGCGGGCCCUCCUCCCCCCGCGCAGCUCCCUCCCCCUGGCCACCUUCUUCCCCUACUGGGCAGCCUCCCGCUGGGACCCGGAGCUCCGUGGUCAUCUUCCGCUUUGUGGAGAAGGCCAGUGUGAGGCCGCUGAAUGGUCUCCCUGCUCCUGGAGGCUUGAGUCGAAGCUGGGACCUGGGGGGUGUCUCUCCGCCCAUGCCCACCCCAGGCCUCAGGCCUGGGUCCAACCGGAAGUUGCGACUGGAGGCCUCGACAUCAGAUCCCCUCCCAGCAGGCCAAGGCUCAGGCCUGCCUGGCAACCGGGACCCUUUCCGGGGGCCACCAGUCCCACCCCAGGUUGGAGCAGAUGGCCUCUACUCCUCUCUCCCCAAUGGCCUUGGGGGGGCCCCUGAGCGCCUGGCCAAGCUCCUCCGAGGAACUGCUGACACCGGAUUCCUGAGCCAGGGGGACACUUGGUCCUCUCCCUGGGAAGUCUCCUCUCACGCCCAGAGAAUCGCUCGAGCCAAGUGGGAAUUCUUCUAUGGCUCCUUGGACCCCCCCAGCUCAGGUGCUAAGCCCCCAGAGCAGGCCCCGCCGUCCCCAGCCGGAGCGGGCUCAGGGAAGGGCUCUGGGGUGGCUGUGGGGCAAGCAGCCAAGUACUCUGAGACGGAUCUGGACACGGUGCCCCUGAGGUGCUACCGCGAGACCAACAUUGAUGAGGUGCUGGCCGAGCGCGAGGAGGCCGACUCAGCCAUCGAGAGUCAGCCCAGCUCCGAGCGCCUGCCUGGCACUACCCGCCCACCUGCCCCACGUCCUGGCCCAUGCCUCGGCCCUCCUUCCAGUUUGGGCAGUGGCGAUGAGGACGAGGAUGAGGCAGGCGCAGAAGAGGAUGUGGACGAUGAGGUGUUUGAGGCCUCAGAGGGGGCCCGGCCAGGGAGCCGGAUGCCUCACUCCGGGCCUCUCAAAUCACCGGUGCCCUUUCUUCCUGGGACCAGCCCCUCAGCGGACGGGCCUGACUCUUUUAGUUGUGUGUUUGAAGCCAUCUUGGAGUCCCACCGGGCCAAAGGCACCUCCUACACCAGCCUGGCCUCGCUGGAGGCCCUGGCCUCACCUGGCCCAACCCAGAGCCCCUUCUUCACCUUUGACCUGCCUCCCCAACCCCCUGCCCCGCGGCCUGAUCCCCCUGCUCGGGCCCCGCUUGCCCUCCUUGAACCUGAUUCUGGUACCAACUCUGCUGCGGAUGGUCCCUGGAUGCAGAGAGGGGAGGAAGAGGAGGAGGAGGCAGAGCCAGGAAUGAAGCCUGUCCCAGGCAGGGAGCCCCCUAGUCCCUGCCACUCGGAGGACAGCCUUGGUCUGGGGGCAGCACCCCUGGGCAGUGAAACGCCUCUCAACCCGCUGGUGUCUGACUCGGACUCAGAGCUGGAUAGCACCGAGCGGCUGGCCCUGGGGAGCACAGAUACCCUGUCCAAUGGGCAGAAGGCGGAUCUGGAGGCCGCACAGCGCCUUGCCAAGAGGCUGUACCGACUCGAUGGCUUCAGGAAGGCCGACGUGGCCCGGCACCUCGGCAAGAACAAUGACUUCAGCAAACUGGUGGCUGGGGAGUACCUCAAGUUCUUUGUCUUCACGGGCAUGACUCUGGAUCAAGCUCUCAGGGUGUUUCUGAAAGAGCUGGCUUUAAUGGGUGAGACCCAGGAACGGGAGCGGGUGCUGGCCCACUUCUCCCAGCGAUACUUCCAGUGCAACCCUGAAGCCCUGUCCUCCGAGGACGGCGCCCACACGCUGACCUGUGCCCUCAUGCUCCUCAACACGGACCUCCACGGCCACAACAUCGGGAAGCGCAUGACCUGUGGAGACUUCAUCGGCAACUUGGAGGGUCUCAACGAUGGUGGUGACUUCCCCAGGGAAUUGCUCAAGGCCUUAUACAGCUCCAUCAAGAAUGAGAAGUUGCAGUGGGCUAUAGACGAGGAGGAGCUGAGACGCUCUCUGUCUGAGUUGGCUGACCCCAACCCCAAGGUCAUCAAGAGGGUGAGCGGGGGCAGUGGCAGCAGCUCCAGCCCUUUCCUGGAUCUGACUCCCGAGCCCGGGGCUGCCGUCUACAAGCACGGGGCCCUGGUGCGCAAGGUGCACGCAGACCCUGACUGCAGGAAAACACCUCGAGGCAAGCGGGGCUGGAAGAGCUUCCACGGAAUCCUCAAGGGCAUGAUCCUCUACCUGCAGAAGGAGGAGUACCAGCCUGGGAAAGCCCUUUCGGAGGUGGAGCUCAAGAAUGCCAUCAGCAUCCACCAUGCCCUGGCCACCCGUGCCAGCGACUAUAGCAAGAGACCCCAUGUCUUCUACCUACGCACAGCAGACUGGCGAGUCUUCCUCUUCCAGGCCCCGAGCCUGGAGCAGAUGCAGUCCUGGAUCACCCGCAUCAAUGUGGUGGCUGCCAUGUUCUCCGCCCCGCCCUUCCCAGCUGCUGUGAGCUCCCAGAAAAAGUUCAGCCGCCCCCUGCUACCCAGUGCUGCCACCCGCCUCUCCCAGGAGGAGCAGGUGCGGACCCAUGAGGCCAAGCUGAAGGCCAUGGCCAGCGAACUACGGGAGCACCGGGCUGCCCAACAAGGCAAGAAAGCCCGUGGCAAGGAGGCUGAAGAACUGAGGCAGAAGGAGGCCUAUCUGGAGUUUGAGAAAUCCCGCUACAGCACCUACGCCGCGCUGCUUCGGAUCAAGCUGAAGGCAGCGGGCCAAGAGCUGGAUGCGGUUGAGGCAGCACUGGCCCAGGCCGGGGGUGCUGAAGAUGGGCUUGCUCCUUCUCACUCCAGUCCCUCCCUGCAGCCUCACCCUCCAAGCCAGCCCCGGGGUCCGCGUACAGGCUCUGAGCCCCGGGCAGGGGUGGGUAGCGGGAGGUGGAAGUCCUGAGCUGGGGUGGGUGCACCAGGGGCGGUGCCUGUGGGCGCCUGCAUGAUGACAAAGUCCUGCCUGAGCCCGGGCCGGCCUCGGGCCACCUGUGAGGGCCUCCUGGCCCAGGGCCCGACCGCGCCGGACGCGGUGUCCGGGGCAGGGCAGAGCUGGGGCGCGGGCCUCAGGAGCCAAGGCUUGAGGGGCCCCUCCAAAUCUCCUUUUUGUGAUAAUGUUUUGCACUUUUUCGUACAGGGUGGGUGGGGGUGGGAAGGGCCAGCGCCCCUAAACUUUUGAUGCUGUUUUUUUUUUUUUUGGUGGGGGAGGCCUGACGAGGGUUCGCUUUCUGUUGAGACCCCUCAAUCCUGACACCAGCAGUCUCCUUCCAUCCUGGAGUCUGGUUCAGACAGGGGCCAGGAACUGGGGCGAGGCUGCUUUCCCUUCCCUCCUUCCCAAGGGUCACCCUGUGUGUAGGGUACCCACAUAAGGCCCUGUUCCUGGGUUGGGCAGCCCAGCCUGCUUCCUCUCCAUGUGGGCCCUGCCUAUUAUGUUCUGCCUCCACCCCCAUUAAAACUGCUCGGAAUUGC